GAAACUUUGUGGAAAAAAUGGAAAAAUAUUAAAUUAUUGUUUUUUUUUUUUUUUUUGGGCUCGAACUCUUCAACUCCCUCAACACAAGUCGCAUAAAAGGAACAAUCUAGAAGAAGAACGAUAGUAUCCAUCUCCUUUAUAUUCCUUCUUUCAUUGUGGUAAAAGGAGACAACUUUGGCCUCUACUUCAUUCUCCUUGUUUGAAAUUCAUCAUCUUCUUCGAUUCUAAGCAGUUUCAAGGAAACCCAAAUCGAGAUGGCUAAGGAACUUGCUGAUAAGGCUAAAGAGGCUUUCGUAGACGACGACUUCGAUGUUUCUGUUGACUUUUACUCCAAAGCCAUUGACUUGGAUCCUAAUUGCGCUGAGUUCUUCGCUGAUCGUGCUCAGGCCUAUAUCAAACUCGAAAGCUUCACUGAGGCCGUGGCAGAUGCGAACAAAGCAAUUGAGUUGGAUCCUUCAUUGACCAAAGCUUACCUAAGAAAAGGAACUGCCUGUAUGAAGCUUGAGGAGUAUCGGACUGCUAAAACAGCUCUUGAAAAAGGUGCUUCUAUGGCACCGAGUGAAUCCAAAUUUAAGAAGUUGAUAGAUGAAUGCGAUUUUCAAAUCACAGAAGAAGAGAAAGAUUUGGUUCAACCGGUGCCUUCGACUUUGCCUUCAAGUUCAACAGCACCACCAGUAUCUGAACUUGAUCUUACCCCUGCACCUGCAGCACCAGCUAAAGCCAAGUACAGACACGAGUUCUACCAAAAGCCAGAAGAAGUUGUGGUAACUGUUUUUGCAAAAGGAAUACCCAAACAGAAUGUUAACAUCGACUUUGGUGAACAAAUUCUGAGUGUUGUGAUUGAUGUUCCUGGAGAGGAGGCGUAUUAUCUCCAACCGAGAUUGUUUGGAAAGAUAAUACCAGACAAGUGCAAAUAUGAAGUAUUGUCAACUAAAAUUGAGAUCCGUCUUGCAAAAGCCGAUAUAAUCACAUGGGCCUCCCUCGAACACGGCAAAGGGCCAGCGGUUUUGCCAAAGCCUAAUAUCUCAUCAGAGGUUUCGCAGAGGCCAGCUUAUCCAUCUUCUAAGAAAGUUAAGGACUGGGACAAGCUCGAAGCUGAAGUGAAGAAACAGGAAAAGGAUGAGAAGCUGGAAGGAGACGCAGCUUUGAACAAAUUCUUCCGUGAGAUAUACCAGAAUGCGGAUGAGGAUACAAAGCGAGCGAUGAGCAAAUCAUUUGUGGAAUCGAAUGGGACAGUGCUGUCAACAAACUGGCAAGAGGUUGGGACUAAGAAAAUCGAGAGCACUCCGCCGGAUGGCAUGGAGCUCAAGAAAUGGGAGAUCUGAUCUCUGAUAUGAUAUGAUCCUUGCUUUUGUUGCAUUUGUGGGUUUUGCCUAAAUCUAGACUAGUCUUAAAACCUGGUCCCUUUCUUCCUGUAAUGAGGGUCCUAAGGUUUUUUCCUUUUUGAUAAAUAUGGCUUUCUACUUAUGCUAUGUUGUUGGUUAUGGUCUUAGGACUCAACUUUUUUUGAUGUUUUAUUUAUAAAUAUUCAUAAUUUCAUCAUCAUGAUCACUGUUCUUGA
Arabidopsis lyrata subsp. lyrata is the source of this 1561-nucleotide messenger RNA. Its product is annotated as protein SGT1 homolog A. Gene Ontology annotation, biological process: protein stabilization; defense response to fungus. The record is from RefSeq and is a predicted model, not a curated record. Gene Ontology annotation, molecular function: protein-folding chaperone binding. Gene Ontology annotation, cellular component: cytoplasm; nucleus. Lineage: Eukaryota; Viridiplantae; Streptophyta; Magnoliopsida; Brassicales; Brassicaceae. The transcript is spliced from 10 exons. Bases 255 to 1325 code for a protein of 356 amino acids.